UAUGAUCAAGAGAGAAGGAAUACACACUCCCCUAAUUUCAGCUAUUGAAGAAAUGAUACUGGAAUUUCUCUCCUUGUUUGCUGCCUUUUUCUUUGUUAUUUUCUUCAUUAAAAAACAAUGGCAGAAUCUUCCUCCAAGUCCUAUAGCCUUACCAAUUAUAGGUCAUCUUCAUCUUCUUGGACCUUUAAUUCACCAAUCUUUUCGCGACAUUUCUCUCCGUUACGGCCCAUUAUUCCAUCUCAAGCUCGGUUCAGUUUCGUGUAUCGUAGCUUCAACUCCUGAAUUAGCUCAAGAAUUCUUAAAAACACAUGAACUUACAUUUUCUUCAAGAAAACAUUCCAUUGCCAUUGCAAACCUUACCUAUAACUCGUCGUUUGCGUUUUCGCCUUACGGUCCUUAUUGGAGAUUUAUUAAGAAAAUCAGUACUUUCGAGCUUUUAGGAAAUCGAAUGAUGAAUCAGUUUCUUCCUGUCAGAACUAAAGAAUUGCAUAAUUUUCUUUACGGGUUCUACGAAAAAUCAAAAGUUGGCGAAAAUGUUAAUGUAACCGAAGAGUUGAUUAAAUUUUCUAAUAAUGUAAUAUCUCAAAUGAUGCUUGGUGUGCGAUCUUCUGAUUCAGACAGUGAAGCUGAGACUGUAAGAUUUGUGAUCCGUGAAGUCACACAGAUUUUUGGGGAGUUUAAUGUUUCUGAUUUUAUUUGGUUGUUUAAGAAUAUAAAUUUUCAGGGUUUUCGGAAGAGAGUUGAUGAUAUUUUUAUAAAAUAUGAUGGGUUGCUUGAGAGGUUAAUUACAGAACGUGAGAAACAAAGGAAUAAAAAUGAGAUUAAGCAUCAAAGUUUUGAUUUUCUUGAUGUAAUGCUUGAUUUUAUGGAGGAUGAAAAUGCAGAAAUCAAAUUGACAAGGGACCAUAUCAAGGCCUUGUUUUUGGAUUUUUUCACAGCAGCAACGGAUACAACAGCAAUAACACUGGAAUGGGCAUUAGCAGAACUGAUAAAGAAUCCACAAGUUCUUGAAAAAGCCAGAGACGAAAUCAAUAGAGUGGUCGGAAAUAAAAGAAUUGUUCAAGAAUCAGACAACUCAAAUCUGCACUACAUUCAAGCAAUUUUAAAAGAAACUUUCAGAUUACACCCACCAAUACCAAUGUUAGCAAGAAAAUCAAUUCAAGAUUGCCAUAUCAACGGCUACAAAAUUCCUGCAAAUUCUUUGCUAUUCGUCAACAUUUGGGCUAUUGGUAGAGACUCAAAAUACUGGAAAAACCCGUUGAGUUUUGAACCUGAAAGAUUUUUGAAUUCAAGAAAAUUUGAUCUGAGAGGUCAGAAUUAUGAGUUGCUGCCGUUUGGUAGUGGAAGAAGAAGUUGUCCUGGAAUUGGAUUAGCAAUGGCCGAAUUGCCGACUACACUUGCGGCUAUGAUUCAGUGCUUUGAUUGGACGGUGCUUAAUCCUCCUGAUAUGACUGAACGGCCAGGAUUGACUGCUCCGAGAAUGCAUGAUCUUGUAUGUAAUCCUGUGGCUCUCAUUCCGUGUGUUCUUGAUCCGUUGUUGUCUAGUGGUUGAAUUUGAAGUGGGGUGGUGUUGUUUGGGUUUAUUAUAUUUUUGCAAAUAUUGUUAUUAUGAACUUGUUAGUAUUUGUUGUGCCUUGUGUGAUGAAUAAAGUGGUAAAUAAAAUUUAAAA
Messenger RNA from Mercurialis annua (annual mercury), 1670 nucleotides. RefSeq names its product cytochrome P450 93B2-like. The record is from RefSeq and is a predicted model, not a curated record. NCBI's taxonomy places the organism in Eukaryota, Viridiplantae, Streptophyta, Magnoliopsida, Malpighiales, Euphorbiaceae. Gene Ontology annotation, molecular function: monooxygenase activity; iron ion binding; heme binding. The transcript is spliced from 2 exons. The coding region runs from base 2 to 1552 and encodes 516 amino acids.